Molecule: messenger RNA, 8560 nt
Organism: Loxodonta africana (African savanna elephant)
Lineage: Eukaryota; Metazoa; Chordata; Mammalia; Proboscidea; Elephantidae
Gene: ISOC1
Product: isochorismatase domain containing 1
Exons: 5
Coding region: 31-927 (298 amino acids)
Cellular component (GO): cytoplasm
Source: RefSeq, a predicted model, not a curated record
GCCUCGGAGCUCGCAGACGCUAAGGGGAACAUGGCGGCGGCGGAGCCAGUUGUCCCCAUGCUCCCCAACAGCGGCGGCGUGGGCGCGGGGGCACCGUCGGGCACGGUCCCCGUGCUCUUCUGCUUCUCGGUCUUCGCCCGGCCCUCGUCGGUGCCGCACGGCGCGGGCUACGAGCUGCUCAUCCAGAAGUUCCUCAGCCUAUACGGUGACCAGAUCGACAUGCACCGCAAAUUCGUGGUGCAGCUCUUCGCCGAGGAGUGGGGCCAGUACGUGGACCUGCCUAAAGGCUUCGCGGUGAGCGAGCGCUGCAAGGUGCGCCUUGUGCCGCUGCAGAUCCAGCUCACUACCCUGGGAAAUCUUACACCUUCAAGCACUGUGUUUUUCUGCUGUGAUAUGCAGGAAAGGUUCAGACCAGCCAUCAAGUAUUUUGGGGAUAUUAUUAGUGUGGGACAAAGAUUGUUACAAGGAGCCCGGAUUUUAGGAAUUCCAGUUAUUGUAACAGAACAGUAUCCUAAAGGUCUUGGAAGCACUGUUCAAGAAAUUGAUUUAACAGGUGUAAAACUGGUACUUCCAAAGACCAAGUUUUCAAUGGUCUUACCAGAAGUAGAAGCUGCGUUAGCAGAGAUUCCUGGAGUCAGGAGUGUUGUAUUGUUUGGAGUAGAAACUCAUGUAUGCAUCCAACAAACUGCUCUGGAGCUAGUUGGCCGAGGUAUCGAGGUUCAUAUUGUCGCUGAUGCCACCUCAUCGAGAAGCAUGAUGGAUCGGAUGUUUGCUCUUGAGCGUCUUGCUCGAACUGGGAUCAUAGUUACCACGAGUGAGGCUGUUCUGCUGCAGCUGGUGGCUGAUAAGGACCAUCCAAAAUUCAAAGAAGUUCAGAAUCUAAUUAAGGCGAGUGCUCCAGAGUCGGGUCUGCUUUCCAAAGUAUAGGACAUUGGAAGGACUGAUAUGCUGUUUGCCAUCAGGAAGAACAGGACUGUAAGCCCAGACAAGGCUUGUCUCCACUAAACUAAGACGUUAAGUCAAAAAUUUUCUCCUUUUUUGCACCUCUUAGUAAAACUUAACCAGCUAGACCAUUUGGGUACCAGUGUUCAGUUAUUAAUGUCAGAGGCUUCAGGUGCUGCAUACCUUCCUUCUUUGUUAAUGUGCUUUUUAUUUAUUGAAAAAUAUUACAAUGAGGUGUCUGCUUUGUCUACACUGUACACAUUGAUCAUAACUUUCAAAAGUGUGUAGUCUUGUGACAUCUUAAUUGUGCACUUUAAAAAAAAAGUACCGAUAAUUGAUAUUUGUAUUAUUGUUAGAUGUCUGUUAUAAUGUUAACAUGGAGUUACUGCUUUUACUUUGCAGGUUGAUUGAAAUAGGAUAAUUGUAUAAGCAUUUAAAAACAGAAUUCUGGAUUAUGUUACCUCCUUUCCUCCCAAUGUUGUUGACUUACUUACUGAGUGAGUUGCAUUGAUCUAACCAAAUCAAAUUAUAUUACAUAAUUAUGUAUCUUUCUUGAUUUUGCUGAUUUUCUUAUUCUUAUCACUUAUUCUCUGUUAAUGUCCUCUUCUGUAGCUGAAUCAUUUACCUAGAAAGACUCGUUGAGUCAUUGCUUACUUUAAUUUUAUAAAUGGAUGGAAUAAUUGGCAAGGCCAAAUAACUAGGAAGGCUGUUUAACAUUCUUUGGAGUAUGACUUUAGCUCAGUAUCUUACAACCACCUUGGAUACGUGCACAAGGUUUAGCAAAGGUAAAGGUAAAAGCUGAAUAAAAUGUAGUUUCAAAAUGUCCAGGUUCUAUUUCAGCUAAUUUUCUCUACCCAUCCGCCAAACAUUAAUUAUUGUUAAUGUGAGAAGCAUUAGUAAUGGUUUAGUAGUAUUAAUUUUGUAGUCAUCGCUACCGUUCAGUACAUUUAUUUUCAUUAAAUACUUAUUAGAGGAAUUUGAACUUUUUUUUGAAAUAUUAUGUGAAAUGUGGAACAUUGCUGUCUUUUAUAAAGUAAUUAAAGAAAAUAUGCAAAUGAAAUUAUUUGAUCCACCACAAGAUGGCUCUCUGAGUAUUAUUCCAGGGAUUCUAAUAUUUAUUUGAAGGUAAUAAAAUUUUGCCAUUUAAAAUCUUUCAACUCAUGGGAAUUUUCGAAGAAGGAAGAUCCAUUGUUGAGGGGGUGGAUUUUCCUGAAGGACAUUCUUCAUUACUUAAAAGCAGUAGAAAUGUUUGUUUCCUUUGUCAGUAGUAACAAAUAGCACCCUAGAGUUUUUUUUGUGGGCGUUUUUACUUAUUUUUUCCAGUAAGUUUGUGUGUCAAAAAGAAAGAUAUCUCCACUUUUUUAAAAUAGCUUUUCAUAUAUUUAGCCUAAUGUUUCUCAAACUGUAAAACCAAAAACCCAUUGCCCCAAGUCGAUUGUGACUUAUAAUGACCCUGGAGGACAGAAUAGAACUGCUGCCCAAUAGGGUUUCCAAGGCUGUAAUCUUUACAGAAGCAGACUGACACAUCUUUCACCCAUGGAGCAGCUGACGGGUUCGAGCCACUGACCUUUUGGUUAGCAGCCAAGCUCUUAAACACUGCACCACCAGGGCUCCUUUUACAAACUAUAAUAUGAAUUGAAAUAACCCAGGGAUCUUGUUAAAAUGCUGGUUCUGAUUCAGUAAGUCUGGGGUAGGGCCCAAGGUCCUGCAAUUCCAGUCAACUGCUAAUUGAUGCCAGAGCUGCUCAGAAGGGACCACAGCUUGAGCACCCAAACCACUGCAGUGAAACCAUUUCCACGCUGGAACCAGUGUUGUAGCCCUAUAUGAGUUUUUUUCUUGCUGUGACAACAAAUUAUCACAAACUUAGUCAUUUAAAACAACACAAAUUUAUUACCUUACGUUUCUGGAGCUCAAAACCAAGAAAACCAAACCCAUUGCCGUCAAGUCGAUUCCGACUCAUAGCCACCCUACAGGACAGAGUAGAACUGCUCCACAGGGUUUCCAAGGAGCAGCUGGUGGAUUUGAACUGCCGAGCUUUUGGUUAACAGCCAUAGCACUUAACCACUACGCCACCAGGGUUUCUCUCUGGAGCUUAGGAGUCCAGAAAUCAAGGUGUUGAUGAGGCAGCAUUCCUUCUGGAGGCUUUAGGGAAAAAACUUUUUCCUUGCUGUUCUCACCUUCUAGAGGCCCCCUUCCAUCUUAAAAGCAGGACUUUGAACUGUUGUUGCCUUCUGGUUUGAACCCCUGCUGAGAAUUUUCAUUUCUAACAAGUUCCCAGGCAAUAUUUAUGCUGCUGGUUAGGGUCUAAUUCUGAAAGCCACUAGUAGAGCCAAACCGAAAACCAAACUUGUUGCCAUCGAGUCGAUUCUGACUCAUAGCUACUCUGUAGGACAGAAUAGAACUGCCUCAUAGUUUCCAAGAUGCACCAGGUAGAUUCACGUCUGCCGACCUUUUGAUUAGCAGCUGUAGCUCUUAACCUCUAUGCCACCAGGUUUUCCUCUAGUAGAGCAGUGGUUCUCAAAAUUUAUUAUACAUAAGAAUCACCUGGGAAUCUUGUUAAAGUGUAGAUUCUGAUUCAGUAUAUCUGCACUGGAAAUGCAAAGUCUUAGCAGGGUUUUGAACCAGAAUGAACUGGUUGGAAGCCCUGCUUCACUGGCAGGUAUGGUCCUUCUCACUUGGAAUCUGUGACUAUUCUGCCUCCCUCUUCAUAUUUUAAGAGUGCAGGUAAUUACAUUAGACCCACCUGGGUAACCAAGGGAUUGUUUCCCUAACUUGAUGUUAGCUGAUUAGCAGCCCUAAUUUCAUCUGUAACCUUAACUCCCUUUACCACAUAAAAUAACUUUAUCAUGCGUUCAGGGAUUAGGAUGUGAAAUAUUUGAGAGGGCAUUAUUCCGUAUAUCACAGACCUCAUGAUGUGAUUUAGUAUUUUAUUUCAUUCCAUUGUCACAUUUCCAUCUUGUCCACUAGAUUGUAAGCUCUUUGAAAGCAGGGAGUGUGUGUGAUCUAUGCUCAAUUUGGAAACACUUUUUGAAAACCUACUAAGUUCUAAGCAUUGUGGUAUGUAUUAAGGAUAUAAAGAUGCCUCUAAGAAGCUCAUGGUCAAAAAAAUGUGAAUUGAAUUAAAUUGUGUCCAAGGUCCAGAAAUGUCUCUACAAUGUUGACAUUCAGAAUAACAAUUUUUAAAUCCUGCCUUUUCCCUUUUUUGUAGAUCAUGCCAACCAACGUGACGAGGUCUCAUUACAGGAAUACUGAACUGAUUUUAAUACAUUAGGCCUUGAAAUUGGAAAUACUUGUAGUCUUGUAGGGUAGUGAAGUUCUUUUAAAUGAUGUAAAUAAAGAAAUCGAGAACAUAACCAAAGGAAGUAUUCCAGUGUACUGAAUUGCCGUGGGGAUAGGAGUGGGAUCUAGAAGCUUCGUUUAUUGAGAUGUUAAAACAUCUGCAGUCUUAAACUAAAAAGUGACAACUUUUUCCAACAAAGAAAUCCAAAUAUUCUGUUGUAACCAAUAAAAUAACACAUUUCUAUAUUUAGGUGGGAUAUUGUCCAUUUUUAAAAGCUGGUGUUUAGGUAUAUAUAACUUUAGAGCUUGGUGAAACUUUAAAGAUCAUGAUCUCAAAGGUUCGUUUCAGCUCUAAAAUUCUAAAAUGGCUUUAUUUUACAGAUGCAGCAAGUGAAGCCAGAGAAAAAUGGCUUGUCUGAAGUUGCGUAGGUAAAGGAAGGCUCAAGCAGGAUGAGAAUCGAGGCUACUUAACCUCUUGUCCUGUACUUCCUUGCACUGAUUGAUAACGUUAAAGAUUACCUGAAGGAAAGGGAGAACAGCAGUGAGGAUGCCUAGAAAAGAGUACGUUUUACCAUCUGUAAAACAGUGCAGUAUACUGUCUUGAUUAGCACAGCUAAUGGGAUACGCCCCUAGCUGGUGCUGAUCGCUUUUCCUCUUCACAGUCUUUAGUCUCAGUUCUUCCCAAUGGUUUUCUCUAAAGCACAUUUCCUAGCUAAUUUUGAGAGAAUAGCUGAUAAUAUGAAAAUGAUUUUCAUUGUCAAAUAAACUACAGAUCAGUUUUUCCACAUCAUUAAAAUGAUUAGUGCCUCCUCAAUCCUCCUUGGGGCAUUGUUGUCACUGUUUGACCUUUGAUUAAAAAGAUUUGAAAAAUCACUAAGAUAUAGUGAGAUAUGUAUUAACUACUUAGAUAUGAUGGAAGUGGUUUUUUUGAAAUAAUUAGUAUUGGCUUUUAGAAUUCUAACUUCCAUGUUGCUUUUAUUGAUCUUUUCAGUCGUUCCUAAGUUCUGUAUUGUGCUUAAACCACAGACCAUCUUAUCAAGAACGUAUAGCGAAAUACCGUUUACAGUAAGCCCCAGGUUAGGAACAUCCGACUUACCGAUCGCUUCACCUUGCCUUUUAAUGUUAGGUAAAUUUGCCCUCACUUUGAAACGAUUGAAUGAACCCCCACUUGCAGCAAAUUCUUCACCACGAUCACCUUCACUUGCCGCACGUGCACUGUUACAUCACUGAAAAAGCUUCGAGCCUUUUCUCGCACUAAAAUAAGGCUAAAUAAGAACCACAUGCACCUGUUCCAACUGACCUACAAAUUCAGCUUAAAGGCAGACUCAGGAACUGAUCUGGUUUGUAACCCAGGGACUGCCUGUACUUUUUCAACAAAAGCGAAAUCCAAAAUGACAGUCAAGUAAAAUAACCUAUUAAUUUCUAUUUAUGAGAUUAUUAAUCCUGAUUUACUUGCUGUAGUAGGCAGCAUUCUGAAAUGUCUCCCAACAUUCCCACUGUUUUUCUUACGUACACUUUUUCCCAAUUAUGCAAUCAAGCAUUAAUCAGGUGCUGCUGUGAAGGGAUUUUUUCAGAGGUGGAAAAUCAGUUGACCUUAAGAGAAAGAGCUUAGCCUUGGUCUGACUGAAUCAGGUGAGCCAUUUAAAAGGGAUGGAGCUUUUCCUGGUCAGAGGGAUUAGACAUGAGGGAGAUUCUCCAUUGCUGACAUAGAAGAUGGAGGAAACCCAUGGCAAAGAAUGCCAGUAGCCUGUAGGAGCUGAAAGCAGCCCUAGUUAACAGCCAGUGAGAAAACAGGGAUCCCGGUCCUACAACCAGAAGGAACUGAAUUUGAGCAAGAAACUGAAUGAGUUUGGAAGUAUUUCCCUUAGGGCCUCCAGAAAAGAACACAGCUCAGCUAAUGCCUUGAUUUCAGCCUUUUGAGAUCCUGAGCAGAAAACCCAGUCACAUCUUGCCCAAACUGCUGACCUACAAAAAAAAAAAAAAAAACCGUGAGCUAAUACAUUUGUGGAAACCCUGGUGGCAUAGUGGUUAAGUGCUAUGGCUGCUAGCCAAAGAGUCGGCAGUUCGAAUCCGCCAGUUGCUCCUUGGAAACUCUAUAGGGCAGUUCUACUCUGUCCUGUAGGGUCGCUAUAAGUCAGAAUCGACUCGGCGGUACUGGGUUUUGUUUUUUUUUUUUAAUAAUACUUUUGUGUUGUUGUAAGCCUCUAAAUUGGUGGUAGUUGUUCACACAGCAAUGGGAAAAUAACAGUUGCUCUUUUUCUUUUUUGCAGUAACGUUUAAUUGGAGAGAGCUGUCUUAAGAAACAAAUAACUUCAGGUGGACAUUAUUAAGCGUCUCUUAGUGUUAGUAAUAAGACUAGAAUUUUUCCCAGUUAAUGAAAUAAAAGCGUUAUUUUUGAAAUAGAUUGUUCAUGUUAGAAAACUGGGCUUAAACAAGCUUUUCCUUCUCCUUCCCCUCCUUCUUCCUCUCUAGAAGAAUCCGUCCUAACCGUGUUUUUUCCUGCAGAUUGCCUCCAUAAAAAAAAAGCUCUGAAUAAUAUGCUUGUAGUAAUAAUGCUUGUAUGCUUAUGUCUUCAUUUAAAGUUUUAGAUAAUCUCUAUUAUUUCCUGUGGAAGAUGAGGAUUUAGCUUACUCAUAUUAUGUAAAUUGUUUACAAUCCCAUAUCUGCAUUGCUUCUCCCACCACCAUGGUUAAAAGUUCUGUUUUUAGUUCUGCUGAUUAUCUUUGUUACUUGGCAGGGUGUCCCCCUCGUUGAUGUUCCUCCUUCAGCUAUAGUGUCCCGGCACCUCUCAGUGGAAGGGGAGGAUAUCAGUGCCUCUGCUUGUCCACUUCAGCCAACUCAUAUGUUUCUCUUUACUUACAAAGCUGAUUAAGUUUUACGUUAAGUUUUUAUAUAACCACUUGCUCUGGACUGAAUUAUGUCCCCCAAAAAUAUGUGUUGUAAAUCCUAACUUGUAUGAUGUGAUUAUAAUCCCACUUGGGAAUGAUUGUCUUUGUUACAUUAAUGAAGGAUUAGUGUAGGGUAUAUUUUGAGUCUGUCUCUUAUGAGAUGUAAAAGAGAUUUUGCAGGGGAGCAGAUCAGAGAUGGGGUAAAAUAGAUGCCAGGACACAUGGAGAUCUCCAAGAAACCAGGAAGCAGAAGCUGAAGAGACAAGGACUUUCCUCCAGAGCUGACAGGAAAAGCCUUCCCCUACAGCUCGCCUUCUGAAUUCAGACUUCUAGCCUCCUAAACUGUGAGAAAAUAAAUUCUUUCGUAAAACCAUUCAUUUGUGGUAUUUCUGUUACAGCAGUGCUAAGACACCUUAAUCCUGUCUCUUGCAUGGUGAUUUCUCUGGAUCAAUUUGUAUCUGAUGCUUCCUCGUUCUGGGAUUUUACUUCCUUCCUCUGGUGUUUUGGAUCCUCUGAAGCUUGUAUGGUGGUGGUUUUUCAUAUAUGAUGUUUAGCACCUGGUGGGCCUGCGACUUAAGUCUUUCAGCGCUUGGAAAUUAUCUUAUUCUUUUUUUGGAUAAUUUCCUUUCCUCCAUUUCAUCUGUCCUCACUUUCUGGAACUCCUGGUAGUUGGAUAUUAGAACUCCUGGAAUAGUCUACCAGUUUAUACUGUCUCUCUCUCUUAUAUUUUGAGAAUUUUCUUCUUCUAGCCUUUUUACUGAUUUUUUUUUAAUUUAGGCAAUCAUGUUUUCAAUUGUGCUUUUUCUUGCUCUAGUGCUUUUCAAUAGCACCACGUUCUUUAAUAAUCCAGCAACUUCUCAACCUAAUUAUACUAAUUAGAAUUUUUUUAAAGCUUUCCUCUGAAUUCCGUGUUUCCUAUGGUGUCAUUUUUUCCUAUUUAGCUUAUUCUCACUCUCAUACUACUGUUUAUUAAGAAAAUGUCUUUUUGUUUUUGUUCUCAUUUAAGAGCAAAGGAUUAUGUGUUGCAUUCUGUUUGCCCUGCUGGUGUUUUAGUGGGUCAUCUUAUUUGAGAUAUGUGCUGGGAGUUUUGUGUGGAAAGCAUAGGCUAUGUCGAUUGGUAGGCUUCUCUUUAAGGUGACGGGCAGGGUGUCAGCUGUCAGACUGCAGAGUCCUGAAAUGUUAGAAUGAAGAAGAAUUCUCUUUGACAUGCUGACACCCACAACAGAAGCUUAAAUUUUUCCCCUGACAGUUUGUUCAUUAGAAAAGAGAUACCUGCCUCUGGAUUUGGGAUGAGGGGUCAGUAGCAGCACCAUUUACGCCCUCUGUGUUUGGCCCCCUUCUCGCUCCUGUUCUUGCUUGUACCUGUAGUCUCUUGAGACCAGAGCCUCUUGGGAGUUCUGAUAGAAUCUACCUUCCGAUGCCAUAUUCUGGACACCUCUCCCUCCCAGUCU